Erythranthe guttata (spotted monkey flower) is the source of this 943-nucleotide messenger RNA. NCBI's taxonomy places the organism in Eukaryota, Viridiplantae, Streptophyta, Magnoliopsida, Lamiales, Phrymaceae. The record is from RefSeq and is a predicted model, not a curated record.
AAGGAGGGUUGGUUGAUAUCUCCCGUCUACUUGAUUUUCAGAAUUUGGUGUUGCAAAGUGGUUUAAUGGACGCGGGAUUUAUUGGGAAUCCAUUCACUUGGAGCAAUAAUAGGACGGGACCUGCGAGGAUUUGGAAGCGUCUUGAUCGGAUCCUGGUUAGUCCCUCGUUUCACCUUUCUUUUCCAAAUUUGAAGGUCGUUCAUUUGGAGCGCACUUUGUCCGAUCAUGCGCCUUUAUGUGUGAGUUUUGAGCAGCUCCUGGAUUCGGUUCGAACCAGAUUUAUUUUUCAGCGUAUGUGGGUAGAUCAUAGCUCUUUUCUAGAGAUAGUCAAGAAGGCGUGGACUAUUCCCGUAUUUGGGUCUCCGUCGUAUAUUUUUCAGCAGAAAAUGCAUAAUGUCAGGCGUGUUCUUAAGCGGUGGAAUUGGGAAGUGUUUGGUGACCUACAAAGUAAUAUCAAAGCUUCUCAACAAACAAUUCAAGCGUUUGAAAAUGAGCUUCAACAGGGCUCGAAUGACGAGAUUUCGGGGCAUCUUGUGGAGACUAAGAAACAUCUUAAUCGUCUCGAAGACUGGGAAGCGGAGAUGUUAAGUGCCAAGGCUCGACUUGCAUGGGAGAAGGAUGGGGAUCGCAACACCGCUCUUUACCAUGCGUGCAUCAAAGAACGGUGCAAGCGUUCGACCAUUCAAAUUAAGAGAGAGGAUGGAUCCAUUACGACUGAUCCUAACGAAAUAGGUGCUAUAGCGGAAUCUUUUUUCGCUAAUCUUUUCAAGGCGUCGGACUAUCAUAUGGACUAGACUUUAUUCUAUGAGGUUACUACUGUGGUGAGUAACUCCUUAAAUGAAAAUUUUUGCAGAGUUCCGGAUCUAGAAGAAAUUCUCAACGCUAUUAAGGGACUGAAGGCGUCUAGUUCUCCCGGCAAUGACGGAUUCACGGGGUAUUUUUA